Molecule: messenger RNA, 1617 nt
Organism: Carcharodon carcharias (great white shark)
Lineage: Eukaryota; Metazoa; Chordata; Chondrichthyes; Lamniformes; Lamnidae
Gene: tslig1
Product: zinc finger and BTB domain containing 8 opposite strand
Exons: 7
Coding region: 50-538 (162 amino acids)
Biological process (GO): tRNA splicing, via endonucleolytic cleavage and ligation
Cellular component (GO): tRNA-splicing ligase complex
Source: RefSeq, a predicted model, not a curated record
UGAUCACACGCAUGCGCACACGUUCUUAGCGGCCGGCGGACGCCGAGUGAUGGACGACAGGGAAUAUGACCUGAGCGUAGCGCAGAAAGCGGUUAAAGCGAAAUAUCCCCCCGUCAGUAAGAAGUAUGAAUACUUGGACCACACUGCAGAUGUACAGUUACAUUCAUGGGGCGAUACAUUAGAAGAGGCGUUUGAACAGGUUGUUAUGGCCAUGUUCGGUUAUAUGACUGACAUUGAAACUGUGCAACCCAUAACAACAAUUGAAGUAGAAGCUGAAGGGCAUGACAUGCUGUCUCUGCUCUAUAAUUUCAUGGAUGAAUGGCUCUAUCAGUUCAGUGCUGAGAUGUUUUUCAUUCCAAGGGAGAUGAAAGUGAUUCAUAUGGAUAGAGUUAAUUAUAAGAUCCGAUCAAUUGGGUGGGGAGAACAGUUUGAUUUGGCCAAACACCCCCAGGGCACUGAAGUCAAAGCCAUCACAUACUCAGCAAUGCAGAUUCACGAAGAUGAAAGUCCUCAAAUUUUUGUCAUAAUUGAUAUUUGAUUUUUUUUAGAUGUUUUGAAUUUUUCUUGUGUAUUUUAAAAUGUGUACAGUACAGAGUGUAUCUUUAUCUUUUUAUUGAAAUGUCGCAUUACGGUAUGUGUAAAUAAGAUAAGUGCCAUUAUCAGGAGAACUGUCUCCUCUGUGUUUAAUAAGCCUCUUGAUUUAUUGAAAUAACUUGCUAUACCAGCAAGUAAUAGAAUAUCCGGAUUUUCUAUAGUUUGCCAUUUUUUAGGUGAAAUAUAAUCAGAUUGGGUGAAUUAGCAAAUUAUAAAUGGGUAUACUAUACUGAGAGGCCAUGUCCCAUCUACUGGAAAUGUUUGUUUCUCAUCUGAUUGUCAACCAGCAGCAAAUGUGGCAGUUCUGAAUUUAACACCUGGUUUUAAUUUUUUUUUUACCUUUUCAUCUUUUGGAAAUGGAUGAGAAUUUUUCAUUCCCUUUAACUGGUCGGACCGGCAAAGUGAGCAGCUUGUUUGACAGGCAUGCUCGAAGAUUGACUAAGUUUCAGCUAUUGUUGGUGAAGGUGCACGUGGUAUGAUUUUAUUGGCUGUCAAACCUUUACGGAAUGAAGUCCACCUAAUUGAGAUGUCUGAGUGACUCUCUGCAGCGAAUCCCAAAUCCCUUGCCACCCCCCCACACAAUCCCACCUCCGCAAAAAUGGCCCAGGAUCAGGAUGGAUGUGGGGGAACCAGCACGCUGUCCGGUGGCACAAAAUUCCUCAACUGCCCAUUUCUGUUCCUGCCCCGGGGGGAGCUAAAAAUCCAGCCCAAUGUCUUCAGCCUUUCCAAUUAUUGGAGGAAAGCGCAAAAAUUGAUUUGUAUUGAUAAAUAAAUAAUUGGGAGUGGUGGGGCAGAAUCCUUAAUCCUUUUUUAAUACAUAAUUAAAAUGGUUUUUUUUCUUAAGACAAAGCUGCUUAGAAUUAUUCACAUGCUCUUUGACACCUCCAGUUUACAAUAUAACCUUUUGGAUUGCUUCAUACAAUCAGCAAAGAUUGGCCUUUACAAUCAUGCUGAUCAUGAUUUAAGGGUUGGUAUUUUAAAAAUUGAUUUAAAAUGUAUAAUAAAGCUAUUAAAAUAACGUUA